This is a messenger RNA of Acanthopagrus latus (yellowfin seabream), 837 nucleotides long. RefSeq names its product coiled-coil-helix-coiled-coil-helix domain containing 10 (gene chchd10). The coding region runs from base 185 to 613 and encodes 142 amino acids. The record is from RefSeq and is a predicted model, not a curated record. The transcript is spliced from 4 exons. Gene Ontology annotation, biological process: mitochondrion organization. Lineage: Eukaryota; Metazoa; Chordata; Actinopteri; Spariformes; Sparidae. Gene Ontology annotation, cellular component: mitochondrion; nucleus.
UAGUCUCGCGAUAUUUGUGCGCCUAAUCGGCAAGCCGCACAAGGUCAGUUGCAUGAGUUACUACUGUCAGUCGGUGGUGACCGGAACAGUCUGCUUAAGUAGCACUUUCUAGAAGCUUCGUCAGAGUGUCUCAGCUCUUGGGAUCGGGUCAAUAAAUCUAGUUUAAUUGUGCGUCGUUUCAGAGAUGGCCCGAGGAAGCCGCAGCCGUCCCUCAGCAGCACCCAGCCCAGCUCCAUCCCAUGCUCCGGCCCCUGUCCCCCCACCUCCAGCUGCCCUGGCCACAGCUCCAGCUCAGUCCCAGGGGCCGGGCCUAAUGGCCCAGAUGGCUACAACAGCUGCUGGGGUGGCAGUAGGCUCGGCUGUGGGCCAUGUCGUUGGUAGCGCUCUCACUGGAGCAUUUAGUGGGGGCAGCAGCAGCAGCAGUUCAGAGCCAGUCAAGCCUACAUACCAGGAGCCACCUCGGCCUGCUCCAGCCCAGUCAGGCCCCUGUCAUUUUGAGGUCAAACAGUUUCUGGAUUGUGCCACCAACCAGAGUGACCUGAGUUUAUGUGAGGGCUUCAGUGAGGCACUCAAACAGUGCAAGUACUCCCACGGAGUGACAUCACUGGUGUGAGAGAUCAGUAUCAGCUGUCACGAUGGACAUAUUUAAAUAAGGGUUCCUACGCUGUAUUGUAGACAUGUUGUAGACACAUCAUAACCCCAAAAUCUAAAGGCUGUACUCAGGCAGUAAGCAUUUUGGUUUGUUUGUCUGAUUGACUGAUGACUGUGUGAUGUAUGAAAUGUUUUUGGUAAUGUACAGUAUAUAAUCCUUUAAUAAAAAGCUGCUAUCUACCUGCA